Messenger RNA from Thyridium curvatum, 738 nucleotides. RefSeq lists its product as uncharacterized. Gene Ontology annotation, molecular function: transcription factor binding; transcription corepressor activity. Gene Ontology annotation, cellular component: nucleus. Bases 1 to 738 code for a protein of 245 amino acids. Lineage: Eukaryota; Fungi; Ascomycota; Sordariomycetes; Thyridiales; Thyridiaceae. The transcript is spliced from 2 exons. Gene Ontology annotation, biological process: negative regulation of DNA-templated transcription. The record is from RefSeq and is a predicted model, not a curated record.
AUGGCGUCUCCUGGCCCGAGCGAGAUUGACCUGGAUGCCACUCCUCCAUUCCUGCUGAAGCUCUUCUACAAGACGGGCGCGUUACACAAACCCGAAGAGUUCUCCGCCCGGAGCCUGCCGCCUUACGUGCCCAUAUACACCUACCCAAGCUGCACCCUCUCGGAGCUGUCGCAGCUCAUUGCGGGCGCAGACCCGUCGAUCCUGCCCAGCCCUGCUAUUGGCACGCGGCUCGUGUUCCGACUCAUCUAUCCGGAUGCGGCGCAGGGCGGCCGGCGCUUUGGACGGUUCGCCGUGAAGGAACUGGGCAGCGUGGUCAUCGGUGCAGGCAACCCCGGCGGGGAAGACGACCUGAAUGGACUGGGGGAAGCAGAGGACGACGAUGGACAAAAGACCCUAGACGAGGCUCGCUUCGUCGUGGGCGACUACGUUUCCUGCGCAAUACUCCGGCCUCUCGAAACCGGAGCGGUUGCUCCAGCCUCGAACGCCCAGACUAGAGCCGCAGGGUUUGGUGGGUUUGGUGAAGGAAGGAUGGGUCCUGCUGGGCCCGGUGCAAGGGGAGAUCACGCCUUUGGAUAUUCUAGAGGCAGAGGUGGGCGAGGCGGUCCUGGAGGUGGCUUUGGCGGUGGCCGCCGUGACGGCAUGGGCGGCUUCGUGCCCAAGGGCGAAUGGCGUAGAGGCGAGGAGUUGCCGGAACCCCCAGCAGGUAGAGGCCGCGGCAGGGGUCGCGAUCGUUGGUAG